UUUCGACCCGGAAGAUAAAUAAACACUUCCUGCCGCUUCUGUCAGUUUGUUGUUGUUGACUAAAGUCUGAAGUAGGUGUUUUCUUCUAACGUGUCGCUUACUUCAUUAACUUAAUGUUACAAAAAACAAAUAGAACCGACAGAGCUUAGGUAAUUCGGUUAGCAUUAUCCGUCGUUAGCUUCGGCCGUUCAGCGGCGGCUGUUAGCUGUUAGCCGGCAGGAUGAGCUCCUCCGCGGGCUGUUAGCUGUUAGCCGGCAGGAUGAGCUCCUCCGCGGGCCUGCGCUGUUAUAAAACUGGAAAGAAACAAUUCCUACCGCGGCAGUUUUAUUAAAGUAAUGUAAAAACAAACAGAGCGAAGCUAAUGCGCUAGGCCUAGCCAGUUAGCAUAAGCCGUUAGCCGCAGUUAGCUAGCUAGUGGUUAAGGGUAGAAGGGAUACAGCUACGGUGACGACCGUUAUGUUUAGGAAAAAGAUGGUGGUUUGGAUUAAAACACUUUCGAGGAACGAACACGCGUUUCCUGGGUGAAAGUAUUAAAAUAUAUUAUUAUAUUAUAGUAGAUUUGGCGAGAUUUGGCGUAAUUUAGCGUAACUUUCGUCCGUAGCUGUAUCCCUUCUCGCCGUGAGCCGCAGUUAGCUUCGGUUGUUCAUCGGAAGAAGCGGCGGAUGUUAGCCGGCAGGAUGAGCCCCUCCGCCGGGCUGCACACCCAGCUGGCCGCCGUCAUGGAGUCUCUGGUUCACGCUGCGGUGGCGGAGCUGAAGAAGCUGGUGGAGGACAGCUCUGCCUUCCUGCUCCGCCUGGAGGUCCGGGCCGGAGAGAAGCUGCCUCCGCCGGUCACACUGCAGGCCGAGAGCCGGGAGAAGAUGGUGCAGUUUGCGGCGGUGAUGGAGACUCUGGGGAACGAGGCUCUGGGGAAGAUCAUGAACGUGGUGGAAGAAGCCAAACUGCUGCUGGAGCCCGAAACCAAGAGACGGGGCAGCAAGAGACCGCACACCAGUAUCCUGUACAUCCUCAACAACACACGCACCGGUGCCGAGCACUCGUACGGAGCCCGACCGGAGACUUCCAGCACGCACAGAUCCACUCAGACCAAACAGGAGCAGGAGGAACCUGAGAAGCCGUUUGUCCCGGCGGUCACCAUUAAAGACGAACAUGGAAACGUGGACCUGUGUGCCAUCACUCACAGAGCGGAGAUCGAAGCGGCGCCCCCGCCCCCGCCAUCGCCACCGCCGGUGACCUCUGACCUGCAGCCGUUCGUCCUGCAGAGCGUCACGUGGAAAUACUUCACGUGCACGGCGUGCGGUAAAUCCUUCACGUCUCAGAGCAACCUGAAGAGCCACUACCGCAUCCACACGGGCGAGAAGCCGCACGCCUGCAGCGUCUGCGGCCGAGCUUUCCGCCUGAUGUCGGGCCUGAGGAACCACAUGGCGACGCACACCGGCGAGCGCCCGCACCAGUGUCCCACCUGCGGGAAGUGCUUCACCAAGCCGGCGCAGCUGAAGACGCACGCCGUCGUGCACACCGGCGAGAAGCCGUAUGCCUGCGACGCGUGCGGCAAACGCUUCAAUGUGCUGCAGAACCUGCACCGCCACGAGCACACGCACACGGGCAAGAAGAUCUUCGUGUGUGGCGUCUGUGGGAAAGGCUUCACUCGAGCCGUCACGUUGAAAACGCACAAGCUCAUCCACACCGGGGAGAAACCCUUAAAGUGCGAGCUGUGCCCCAAAACCUUCCGCCACGCCAUCAACUUGAAGAACCACCAGAAGAUCCACAGCGGCGUGCGGCCGUACAGCUGCGAGCUGUGCGGGAAAAGCUUCCGCCAGUCGGUGAACCUCAAGAUCCACCGGCGGAUCCACACCGGCGAGCGCCCGUUCAGCUGCCAGGAGUGCGGGAAGACGUUCAGCCAGCAGAGCAGCCUGAUCACGCACGGCCGCACGCACUCCAAGGAGCGCCCGUUCAGCUGCAGCUACUGCGACAAGAAGUUCAACAACAGCAACAGCCUGAAGCUACACCUGCGCGUGCACACCGGCGAGAAGCCGUACGGCUGCGACGUCUGCGGCAAGACGUUCAGCCAGUGCAGCCACCUGCGGACGCACAAGAGGCACAUCCACGCUGGAGGCAAGCAGUUCAUCUGCGACAAGUGCGGGAAGACGUACUCGGACCGGCGCAACCUGAAGCUGCACAAGUGCGGCUACGCGUGAACGAAGAUGCUAAAAUCAGCCGUUUCUUCAGUGGAGUCUGGCACAGGCAACAUUACAACUGCAAUGUUAUUAAAGAAUGUUUUCUUUUUGUGUCCACGAUAGAAUUACUUUCUCCUUUUGAGAUUGUCGACAGGCGGCUUGGUGCGUUGAGUGAGACUGGGUAUGAGUUUAGCCGACAGAAGGUGAGCGUCAUGCUGCGAUGACCCUUAAAAACAACUAACGAUUAAUAUCUUGAUUAAUCGUUUGGUCUAAAAAUGUUGGAAAAUAGAGAAAAAUGUCCGUCACAGUUUCUCAAAGUCCAAGAUUUAAAAUGUCUUGUUUUGUUAAAAAAACCCAAAGCUAUUCAGUUUAAUAUGACAUAAAGCUGAAAAGAGCAGGACAUCUCUGAAGCUGCACAAGUGCGACUACGCGCGAACAAAGACGUUAAAAUCAGCCGUUUCUUCAGUGGAGUCUGGCACAGGCAACAUUAAAAAUGGAAUGUAAUUAAAUAAUGUUUUGUCCGAGAUAAAAUAUCAGAUUUUCUCAAAGUCAAAGCUGUUUAAUAUGAUA
This is a messenger RNA of Sander lucioperca (pikeperch), 2747 nucleotides long. RefSeq lists its product as uncharacterized. The transcript has 5 exons. Gene Ontology annotation, molecular function: DNA-binding transcription factor activity, RNA polymerase II-specific; RNA polymerase II transcription regulatory region sequence-specific DNA binding. The record is from RefSeq and is a predicted model, not a curated record. The coding region runs from base 663 to 2198 and encodes 511 amino acids. Lineage: Eukaryota; Metazoa; Chordata; Actinopteri; Perciformes; Percidae. Gene Ontology annotation, biological process: regulation of transcription by RNA polymerase II. Gene Ontology annotation, cellular component: nucleus.